Molecule: messenger RNA, 1692 nt
Organism: Ilex paraguariensis (yerba mate)
Lineage: Eukaryota; Viridiplantae; Streptophyta; Magnoliopsida; Aquifoliales; Aquifoliaceae
Source: the annotation of a GenBank genome assembly
CUCUCUCUCUCUCACACACACACAGAUUCAUCUUGGUCUUGAGACAUCAAAGAUGAAAGGAGGGUUUGAAAUGGUUCAAGGGGCUCUUGAAAUAAUCCAACCCCAUGAACAAUGGGACUACCCAACUGUUGGAUUUGCAGGGGCUAGUUCAAACCCAUACUCAAAACCCAUAAUUGAGAACAGGUGCACAAACUUGGAGAGGAAUGAACUGUCCGAGUGGGUGGAGCAUGUCACAAAGCAGCUCAUCGAAGACUUGCCGGAAACCGGCACCGAUAACUUGCAGACAGACAUAGCCAUGGUGUAUGAGGACAACUUAGUCCCGGCCCUGUUGAGUGAGUUGAGACCCAGAAAAAUUCAAAGAAGAAACUAUUGUGAUGAGCUUGAAGAUCAUCACCAAACUAAUUUCACAGAGAUCAAAGGAAUGAAUAGGCUAGAUGAGCAGGGUUUAAGCCUAAUAACUCUUCUUUUGGAGUGUGCAGUGGCUAUAUCAGUUGAUAAUCUAGGUGAAGCUCAUAGAAUGUUACUUGAGCUUACCCAAAUGGCUUCCCCUUAUGGCCCUUCUUGUGCUGAAAGAGUUGUGGCUUAUUUUGCUAAGGGCAUGGCCAGUAGGGUUAUAAACUCAUGGUUAGGUAUUUGCUCUCCGUUGAUCGACCACAAAAGUGUUCAUACUUCCUUCCAAGUGUUCAACAACAUCUCACCCUUCAUCAAAUUUGCUCACUUCACCUCUAACCAAGCCAUUCUUGAGGCUCUCCACCGCCACGAAAGGGUUCAUAUUAUAGACCUUGAUAUCAUGCAGGGGCUUCAAUGGCCGGCUCUCUUUCACAUACUAGCUACUCGCAUGGAGGGUCCUCCACAAGUGAGAAUGACAGGAAUGGGUACUUCAAUGGAGCUUUUGAUUGAAACAGGAAAGCAACUCUCAAGUUUUGCAAAGAGGUUAGGAAUGUCAUUUGAGUUCCACCCAGUUACCAAAAAGUUUGGUGAUGUUGAUAUUUCAAUGCUUCAGAUCAGGAGAGGUGAAGCACUUGCAGUGCAUUGGCUUCAACACUCUCUCUAUGAUGCCACUGGCCCAGAUUGGAAGACAAUGAGACUCCUCCAAGAACUAUCUCCUAGAGUUUUAACAUUGGUGGAGCAAGAUAUCUCACAUGGAGGGUCUUUUCUAGACCGAUUCGUUGGUUCACUCCACUACUACUCCACCAUGUUUGAUUCUCUCGGGGCACUUUUCCCGAGUGAUGACUUAAACCGACAUCGCGUUGAGCAAUCUCUUCUUUAUAGGGAGAUUAAUAACAUAUUAGCGAUUGGCGGACCGGCCCGGAGUGGGGAGGACAAGUUUAGGCAUUGGAGGAGUGAGCUUGCAAGAAAUUGCUUCAUGCAAGUUCCAAUGAGUGGAAACUCCAUGGCUCAAGCACAGCUAAUACUCAACAUGUUUCCUCCUGCUCAUGGUUAUAGCCUUGUUCAAGGAGAUGGGACACUUAAACUAGGGUGGAAGGACACUAGCUUGUACACUGCUUCUGCUUGGACUGCACAUGGGUCUAGAUAAUUUAUUUUAAAUGUGCAUGGUUUUGUUUGUUUUUAUUAUAGUGGUUUGGUUAAACUUGUGUAUGUAGUCUCAAACACUCAAACAUGGAUUUAAUGUAGACCAGGGAUAUGAUGGUUUUGACACAAUAACCCUUAAGGGGGGUAUUGAGGUCAUUU